Molecule: messenger RNA, 894 nt
Organism: Vicia villosa (hairy vetch)
Lineage: Eukaryota; Viridiplantae; Streptophyta; Magnoliopsida; Fabales; Fabaceae
Exons: 2
Coding region: 1-894 (297 amino acids)
Source: RefSeq, a predicted model, not a curated record
AUGGAUGAAAGGAGAAAUGACAAAGCUAAAGCGGAGAUUGCGUUGCAAGCACGGCUCAACGAGAAGAGUAAACGAUCGAAAGGAAAAUGGGCUUCGAGAGGGAAGAAGUCAAAUUUCCAAAAUUGCGAUGGGGGUAGAGGUGAGAGCAGCUCCGAAGAGGAGAAUUGUGGAACUAAUAAGUUAUUGGACAGCAGCAAUAGAAGCUACAAGUUGCUAGACAAUAACUGCAACAGUUCGAAAAAUGCUGCAGAAACGCGUUCGGAGCAAAACGUUAUGGUAACAUUUCAAGAUGGAGUCCAAGGCAGUGAUGAAUGGUACUUGGAUUAUGGUUUUUCAACACAUAUGACAGGUAGAAAGGAUUGGUUUGUCAAAAUCAAUCAAGCCACAAAGAAUGAAGUGAAAUUCGCAGAUGAUACCACUUUAGCGGUCGACGGGGUCGGUGAUGUUUUGAUCAUAAGAAGGGAUGGUGGUCAUUCCUUGAUUAGAGAUGUGCUAUACAUUUUUGAAAUUAAAUGUAAUUUGUUGAGUAUUGGUCAAUUCCUUGAGAAGGAUUACAUGAUUCGCACGGAAAACAAGAUUUUGCGAAUUUUUUACCGAAACGGGGUUUUAGUCUUUAAAGCUCAUGUGGCUGCCAAUAUGAAUUUCAAGAAAGAAUUGAAAGUGAUGGAGCGUAGGUUUCUUGAUCCAACGAUAAGUCGAGAAGAGUGGUUGUGGCACUACCGUCUUCGACAUCUCAAUUUUUUAGACCUCAACGCGUUACAAAGGAAUGGUAUGGUAAUCGGGUUGCCAAAGAUCAAUAUUUCAGCUGAGAUGUGUGAAGAGUGUGUAAAAGGGAAGCUACACAAGAGUAGUUUCAACAAGGAUUCAUUUCAUAGCACAUACCAUGACCUUUAG